Molecule: messenger RNA, 3787 nt
Organism: Loxodonta africana (African savanna elephant)
Lineage: Eukaryota; Metazoa; Chordata; Mammalia; Proboscidea; Elephantidae
Product: insulin receptor substrate 1-like
Exons: 2
Coding region: 3311-3787 (158 amino acids)
Biological process (GO): insulin receptor signaling pathway
Cellular component (GO): cytosol; plasma membrane
Molecular function (GO): phosphatidylinositol 3-kinase binding; insulin receptor binding
Source: RefSeq, a predicted model, not a curated record
CUCCUUGCAGCCCGCCCUCCCUCCUCCCAGUCACUCUGUCUGACAUGGACUCCAGCCAGGCAACUCACACCAGGGCUGGAUGACCAGGCAGAAGUUAGGUUGGGUCAGCCGCAGACCCAGGGCAGAAAAUCAAGAGUUCCCUGGACACAGGCGAAAACUAGGACUGCAGCUGCCUUCCUUGCCAUAGAACAGCCACAGCACCUCAGACCUGAGCCUUCCUCCAUCAAGCCUCUUCUCUCCAGGAAGUGGCAAGGAAUGGGAAAAGCCCUGGACUGAUAGAAAAUGUCUAAACAUCUAAGCUGCAAGUUUAUCCCAUUUACCCCCCAGGGGACCUGCACUGCUUGCCUGAUGGUGGCAAAUCUAAACCCCGCUGCAUACACACGGGGUUACAAUGAUUUUCCUGGGCUCAUACCAGGCUUCCAACCAAGUCCUCCAAGUGUCACUCUGGUCAGUGCUCUGACUGCUCUGCAGACAGUUCUCUGGCUUGCUCCUAGCUUCAGCCUGCCACCUGCGGUCUGCCUCUGUGGAUGAGGACCGGAACCAGCCCCCAGGUCCUCUGUGAACAACUCCAUUAUCUGCACAUUGGAGCCUGCCAGGUCAAAGCCAGGAGCCACGCAGGGGGAAGGGCUGAAGGUCAGGCUACAGGUCUGGCUUUGUCCCCAUAUUUCCCACUAGAGGAGUAAGAACUCAGGAUCCAGGAAGGGGGGCACACUGGGAACAGCCCAGCCUAAGUAUCCCAGCCACUUUCCUGUAGUUCCUCCCCUGUAGUAAGAGUUUUCUUCCAUGGGGACUUAAAUAUGGAGAUCCCAUCCCAUUUCUUCCAGGCUCCUGGCAUACAGAUGCAAACAGACCCAUCAGGUUGGGAGAGGUGCUCUCACCCAGCAGAGCUGAGGUUCUGCCAGUUCCUGCCCCUGGGGAGCAACUCAAGUUACCAGGGCAACAGGCAAAGAUAAACGUGGUCUGGGUAGGGCCAAGGGCUGCGUUACUAGGGCAACUGAUUAGGCCAGUUGUUUGAUUCCAGACUUUCCCUGGUACUCAGCAGGCCAAAUCACCUGGCAGUGAUUACCAACCCACUCUACCACUAUUGCUUGCCCAGAACCCAGGCUGCUUUAUUUGUACCCAGCACCUAGGAGUUGAAUAACACAAGAUGGUCUGGAGUGCUCUCUGUGACCAGCUAUGAUUUCACAAGGACUCGUGCUGUGAAGUGACUAGUUGAUGGGGAGGAGGAAAGAGCAGGUAUGAAGUGACCCUCCUGUGGGUAGCUUUAAAUCAAGUCUGGGGGAGUAAGAUCCCAGACCAGGAGUAUGGCAGGUACUUGGGCCUUAUGGAUGUCCUACUCCUGGAGGCAGCACCAAGACUGAGAAAGGAAGGAGAAGCCUACAGACAUGAAGUCUUUUGUGUCCCUGCCACUUCUCACAUGGUACUUAUAUCCAGGCCCUUACCCACACUAGGGACUAUGGCCUUGAACACAGUUAUUUUGGCGCCCACUUAAGUAUCCAUCGCCUACUUGCUUCUCACUGACCAACCCCCACUAACAGUGGCAGAAACUGCUGGCCUCACUGCACCACCUGAGCUGCAGGGACCUCUCCUGCUCCUUGGUGGGGCUUUGGCUGACUAGGAGAUACCUGGAGCAGGCCUGGGCAUUACCUGUCUGUUGGUCCUGAUGCCCAUCCUCACAAGGCUGGCUGGCUCCCUUCCUCUCACCCUCAGUGUGACCCUUGAAAAGGUGUCUGGGAAUCCUAGCUACCACACACACCACAUCAUUGGCUUCUCCAUUACUCCAGCUCACAAACAAGCCCCUUCCUCCCAAGCCUGGGAAGUGGAGAGGUGUGGGUGUGAAGUCCUACCCUCCCCAGCUCAGGCCAUUGUGGUCCUUGGACCAGGUUCCCUUACUUCCAUACCCUGUUAACAUUUUGUUCCUAAUCUGAGGGAAUCUCCUCUCCAGAUACGUUGACCUUUAGCUUUCCUUUACUUGCCAAGAGAACAAUAUCACGAAAUUCUCAAAGGCGCCACCCUUGUGUCAACUACUGGUUUGUCUUGUAGUGCACACUGACCAGUGCCAUCACCCCCAAAUGAGUCAUUGGUCCUUGGAAGUAUCAGAAAUGGGGUGCAAAAUGCCAGACCUCCAACCCCAUCUAAAACCUCAGAUUGCAAGGAGCAAAAGGUACCUCCACCAGGGAGUUACACUUCAUCUGUGGUCCGAGCCUUCAGCUGGUUCCCUGGUGACGUUUUGGACAGUCAAAGUAGAGAGGGGGUUGAGGGCAAUGGGCAGCCUGAGGAGUACCCCUGAGAGAUGACCCUUUCCUCCACAGGAUCUCCUUCAGCAGCCACUUGACUAGGAGCCUAGUCGUAUGCAGGAACCAAUCAAGAGGUUUGUUUACACUUGUUUAUCCCACGACACCUGGAAGCACACCAUAUCCAUGGAGAAACUUAACCUCUAGCUCCUCAGAUAUCAGUACAGCCCAAAGUUAGCAGUCAUGGCCCCUAGGAUUAGUUGGGGAGAAAGAGAACAAAACUCACUCUGAGGAGGGAAGGGGGACACCGGUGCUGGAUACCUAGAGCCCGAGUGGGAAGUGAGGGGAGGCAGAAGGGGUUGCUGCUGCAAGGGCGGACCCUGCUUAGCCACCCUCUAACUGCGGAUGUCACCGUCAGUGCAAUUACCUCGGACACAAUUCCAUUCACAUUCACCUUACACGGUCUCCAACCUUUCUCAGCUUUCCCUGUCCCGACUACUACGUCCCGCAACCGGGGGCAGUCAGCUCAGAUUAGUAGAGACGCCCCCACCUCCCCGCCCCGGCAAAGCCCAGUUUCCCGGGCGGGGGGAGGACGCCUCUGCUAGAAUUCCCAACUCUUAACUCCGCUUCCAGGCCUCCGGUGGCCAGCGCCCGGGCAUGCGAGGGUUAACCUCACGGGGGUGGGAACUCUAGGAGCCUUCCUCAGAGGGAAAGGAGGGGAGAGGAGGCGCGCGCCGGCAGCCUGGCGGGGUCUAGCCUCUGAUGCUGUAGGAAGGAGCCAGGAGUCCCGGGUGUCGCAGGCCUGCAGCCACUGGGACACACGCUGUAAGCAGCGACAGGCCCUUCGGAUCCCUUGCCCCAAACUUCAAGUCGAGGGCAGAGGAGGGACGCUGGGAACCAAGGUGCAUCCUAACCUGCCAGGACUCUGACCUCCCCUUCCCCGGGGACGGCCACCUCAACCCCACCUCUGCUGGUCUUUUCCUGAGGCUCAGUGAUCGCGACCCAGCCGUCUCAGCCCUUCCUCCUGCAGUUUUAUUGCCUACGCCCGCGCCUCAGCCCUUGCUCCACGAUCCGGGAUGAAGCUCGGAGGUGGCGUCCCCACGGCGACCCCAGAGUCCAAGUCCGCCGACGUGCCCCUCGGCCCGCCGCUGCCCUGGCCCUGCCCGGCUGACGUGCGGCUCUGCGGCCACCUUAGGAAGCAGAAGUCCCAUCGCCGCCGCUUCUUCGUGCUCCGCGUCGACCCGCCGCGCCUCGAGUGUUACGGGAGCGAGCAGAAGUUCCGCGCCAGCUGCGGCAAGUCAGCGCGGCCCAAGCUCAGCGUGAGCUUGGAGGGCGCGUGCACCAUCAGCAAGCGCGCGGACGUGCGCCAGCGCCACCUGAUCUUCCUCUACACGCGCGACAGCAGCCUGGGCGUGGCAGCGGCCAGCGAGGCGGAGCAGCAGGCGUGGUACACCGCCCUGCUCGAGGUGCGCGCCGCCACCGCCGCCGCCGUUAACAAAUCAAGUUCAGACAUUGAGAGUUUACACGUUUUCAGUUCUCGGGACACUCGUUAA